UACUCUGCUUCUUCUUCUUCUUAUUUACUCUUCUUGUUUGAAAAACGAGAACCAAACACAGCACAAAUCUAAAUCCUUUCAUCUUUUUAUUUUGUAAUAAAGCAUGUUCUCUUCUCGAAAAAGAGAGAAUCAUCAAUCAUAAGAUCCGACAUUGAAGUAAAGCAAGCCUCCGGCGGCGAAGGAGGAUACUAUGAUCGGAACAGAAUGGGAUUUGGAACCAGUGAAAGCGACGAGUAGCUAACAAGGUUUCCACGACAUUAAUCAGCAGACUUCACAAAUAGAAUCAUUCACCUCAGUCCACGAUGAAGAUAAAUAAUGCCACAGUGUUUCAAUGUUUCGUCGAUGAACAACAAGUGGUGGAUCUCGCGAGGCAACUGCAAGACGGUGGGCUUACGUGCGUCCGGCUUUGGUCGUGGGCUUUCCUGUGUGGGCCUCUUCACUACUCUUAAGUCCAACCCAGAAGUAGUGGCGGCUGCGGCGAACAAGUUGGAACCACCACUGAAAAAGAGGAAAACGGAUCAACCUCCUCCAUCGUUUUUGUCGCUCCCUGAUGUACUCAUCCUAAACUGCUUAUCCCGUGUAUCUAAAUCGUACUACCCUAAACUCUCAUUAGUCUCCAAGACCUUUCGUUCUCUCAUCCUAUCCCUUGAUCUCAACCACGCUCGAUUCCAUCACAAAACACAAGAAUCCUUCUUCCAUGUCUGCUUGGAGUUACCAGGUCGUCUUAUUCCCUCUUGGUACACACUUUGGAUUAAACCUGAAGACAAGAAGAAGACUACAUUGGUACAAGUACCCUCUUCCUAUGCUGUUAAUGAAGCAUUGUUUAUAGUUCAUGUUGGUUUAGAUGUCUAUGCAUUCAGACAAAGCCAUCCUCCAUCUCGCACCGUGUUGGUUCGUAACAAGGAUUGCUGCUUAUGGCGUCUUGCCCCCAAUAUGAUCGUAGCUCGAGCGAAUCCCAUUGCGUGCGUCUUAAAUGAGAAAAUAUACGUAAUGGGAGGUCUAACGGCAGAUGAAUCUGGGAGUUGGGGUGAGGUUUUCAAUACAAAGACUCAGACUUGGGAACCUUUACCUGAUCCUCCCCAAGAGCUCCGCUUUUCUUCGGUGAUUAGGAAAAUAUCGCUUAUCAAAGAGAUUUUUUUCAUUCGUAGCAAUGAUAUCAAGGACUCGGUUUACAAUCCCAAACUAGGUAAAUGGGUUGCUGCAGCGAAAACAACAAUUGUGGGUGACAGUAGGUGUAGUGUGAACAAUGUUUUGUACUCUUUUCGUCCAAAGAGUUGCUUAUGGUACGACACUGAAUGUAAUAAUUGGAUACCGGUCAAGGGUCUGUCUUCGCUGCAUCGGAGUGCUCGUACUGGUUUGAUUGAAACAUUUAACUACAACGGUAAACUUUUAAUCUUAUGGGACAAGCCUACCAAGCCUCGCCAUCGUAUUUGCGAAGACAGGAAUAUUUUCUGCGCCCUGAUUGCCUUUGAAAAGCGCAAGAAUGGUCACGUCUGGGGAAAGGUUGAGAGGUCUAGUGUUGUGCUUACCGUUCCUAGUUCAUACCGUUUCUUGCGUUAUACAGUGAUACGGAAUUGAUGUCAUAUCAUUUGUCUGUCGAGAAUAAGACUUCUUAGGUUUAACUAUUGAAACACUCCGUUGUUUCAAAACAAGUUAAGUACAUUCUAGCUGAUAUUGUCACCAAAGUUAUG
Molecule: messenger RNA, 1691 nt
Organism: Capsella rubella
Lineage: Eukaryota; Viridiplantae; Streptophyta; Magnoliopsida; Brassicales; Brassicaceae
Product: F-box/kelch-repeat protein At4g39753
Exons: 4
Coding region: 316-1578 (420 amino acids)
Molecular function (GO): protein binding
Source: RefSeq, a predicted model, not a curated record